Molecule: messenger RNA, 947 nt
Organism: Hydractinia symbiolongicarpus
Lineage: Eukaryota; Metazoa; Cnidaria; Hydrozoa; Anthoathecata; Hydractiniidae
Product: RWD domain-containing protein 4-like
Exons: 3
Coding region: 84-641 (185 amino acids)
Molecular function (GO): protein binding
Source: RefSeq, a predicted model, not a curated record
UAAAUUUCCCUCCACAGUCAUAUAUAUAGAGGCGAGAAAAAAACUCUGAUGGAUGCUCUUAAAUCAAGGUAAGGCAUUUUAGCAUGGAAGACUGUGCAGAGCAGCAGGCUGAGGAACGGGAAGUUUUGCAAUCAAUCUAUGAGGGUGAUGAGCAUUUCAAAGAAAUUUCGGCAACUUGCUUCCAAUACAAAUAUGGUGAAGAAGAUAGUAAAUCUGUUCUAGUCGAAAUUUCAUGGACUGAGACUUACCCAACAACUACACCAAAUGUAAAUUUAGAUUUGUUUCAUAAUGGUUAUUUACCAACAGAUUUUAAAAUUGAAAUCAAAGAAAAACUUUUGGAGCAGGCAAAUGAAUUACUUGACUGUGCUAUGACGUUUUCCCUCUUUGAUUGGAUGAAAGAAAAUGCUGACGAAUAUCUUAACAGAAUACCUGAAAUUGUGGCAAAGAGGGAAACAUCAGGGCGUACUGUUGAAGCAGAAGAAAAUAACUUGGUUAAAGUUAAGAAGGAAAAGAAAGAACAAUUAACAAAGGCUCAAAAACGGCGAAUAACGGAGCAGACAAACUAUAAAGGUGAACAUGAAAGAGGUUGGAACUGGGUGGAUGUUGUUCGUCAUCUCUCACAGACAGGUGGUGGAAAUUAAAGAUUGAAAAGUUACCCCCUAUUUUCUACUGGUGUCAGAUGGUGCUGGUUGAGAAUUGUAGAAGGGGUUAUUGGAGUUUGACUAUUUCAGUUGUUUACUUAUGACAAGGAGAAGAUACUGAAUACAGAUACAAUAAUAAUCUAGAUGGAGUUUUCACGAACUACUGAUUACAGAAAUAUGUUGUGUGCUGUCUAUUCUAUUGGGUUGGUUGGCAACCUGGUAUACACAGCAUGUGUUGUAAUCAUUUAAAUUGAAGAUUUAAUUGGUAAAAAAGUGCCUUUUAAUUAUAGCAUUCUCUUUAAAUAA